Molecule: messenger RNA, 1827 nt
Organism: Polypterus senegalus (gray bichir)
Lineage: Eukaryota; Metazoa; Chordata; Cladistia; Polypteriformes; Polypteridae
Gene: eno1a
Product: enolase 1a, (alpha)
Exons: 12
Coding region: 120-1424 (434 amino acids)
Biological process (GO): glycolytic process
Cellular component (GO): phosphopyruvate hydratase complex
Molecular function (GO): phosphopyruvate hydratase activity; magnesium ion binding
Source: RefSeq, a predicted model, not a curated record
AUUGAAGCGCAGUAGCCCGUUCGUCGCUUGUCACAGCGAAAGCCGCUGCCCUUCUGCUGACUACUUUCUUUUUGGUGCUGCUGUCUGUCGUCGCUGCUGAUAAAUUCAGAUCAGUCAUCAUGUCCAUCUUAAAAAUCCAUGCUCGUGAAAUUUUUGAUUCCCGCGGCAAUCCCACUGUAGAAGUAGAUUUGUACACCAAAAAAGGUCUUUUCAGAGCUGCAGUCCCAAGUGGUGCUUCCACAGGAAUCUAUGAAGCCUUGGAGCUCCGUGAUAAUGACAAAACCCGUUACCUAGGAAAAGGGGUUUCCAGAGCAGUAAAGUAUGUAAAUGAGUUCUUGGGACCAGCUUUGUGUAAUCAGAAUGUAUCUGUGGUUGAGCAAGAAAAGAUUGAUAAACUGAUGCUGGACAUGGAUGGCACUGAAAACAAAUCCAAGUUUGGUGCUAAUGCCGUCCUGGGUGUUUCCUUGGCGGUGUGCAAGGCUGGUGCUGCAGAGAAAGGGGUUCCACUUUACCGCCACAUUGCAGACCUGGCUGGAAACUCAGAGGUCAUCCUUCCAGUCCCAGCUUUUAAUGUCAUCAAUGGUGGCUCUCAUGCUGGAAACAAGUUGGCAAUGCAGGAGUUCAUGAUCCUUCCAGUUGGGGCUAGCAGCUUCAAAGAAGCCAUGCGCAUUGGGGCUGAAGUGUACCAUAAUCUGAAGAGUGUCAUCAAAGAUAAGUAUGGAAAAGACGCCACCAAUGUUGGAGAUGAGGGUGGUUUUGCCCCUAACAUCCUGGAAAACAAAGAAGCCCUGGAGCUGCUGAAGAAUGCAAUUGCCAAGGCUGGAUACUCAGACCAAAUAGUGAUUGGAAUGGAUGUUGCUGCUUCUGAAUUUUACAAACAAGGCAAAUAUGACUUGGACUUCAAAUCACCUGACAAUCCCAGCCGAUACAUCAGCCCAGACCAGUUGGCUGACAUCUAUAUGGAAUUUGUCAAGAACUACCCAGUUGUUUCCAUUGAGGAUCCAUUUGACCAAGAUGACUGGGAAGCCUGGACAAAGUUCACAGCCAAAGCAGGAAUUCAAGUAGUUGGAGAUGAUCUCACAGUGACAAACCCCAAACGUAUUGUCAAAGCCGUGAGUGAGAAAUCCUGCAACUGCCUGCUGCUUAAAGUCAAUCAAAUUGGCUCCGUCACUGAGUCACUGCAGGCAUGUAAACUGGCACAGUCCAAUGGCUGGGGAGUCAUGGUUAGCCACCGUUCUGGAGAGACUGAAGACACCUUUAUUGCCGAUUUGGUAGUUGGGUUGUGCACUGGACAGAUUAAGACUGGUGCUCCUUGCCGAUCUGAACGUUUGGCCAAGUAUAACCAACUGCUGAGGAUUGAGGAAGAGCUUGGAGCUGGUGCUCGCUUUGCUGGAAGAAACUUCAGAAACCCCCUCACCAACUAAAGCCUGCUGUGUGCUUUCUCAUAUUUUACUUACCACCCCAACAGCAGAAGGGCAGCUGUAUAAAGGACACCUGGUGGUCAAGAAUCUUUUUUUUUUUUUUUUUUGACCACAGCAAACAUCCCAAAUUGUUUAAACCUGCUGCUUCUUAGAACUGCGGCUUAAAAUGCAGUUGGUCUGUACUUUUGUGUAUUUCGUAUUGUGUGAGGGAGUGACCCUUGAGCUAUUUGUGAGUACUGUGCGGUUCCAUAGUCUAUUUUAACAAAGUGAGAGCAGAGUCUAUAUGUACAUCUUGGCAUAUGUCCGAGACUAUAAUUUUAGCAAAACUAAGAGUCUAUAUGUACCAAGUCUGAGAGACUAAUGUUAAUGUUUGUGUGGCAAAUAAACUAUUACUUGGCCCAUGAAA